Molecule: messenger RNA, 4320 nt
Organism: Erpetoichthys calabaricus (reedfish)
Lineage: Eukaryota; Metazoa; Chordata; Cladistia; Polypteriformes; Polypteridae
Gene: epb41l4b
Product: erythrocyte membrane protein band 4.1 like 4B
Exons: 24
Coding region: 577-3021 (814 amino acids)
Cellular component (GO): cytoskeleton
Molecular function (GO): cytoskeletal protein binding
Source: RefSeq, a predicted model, not a curated record
GAAACGUGCAAAUUCCGCGCGCACCGCCGGGUGUCGCCAGUUGCUGUAGGUGAAGUAUCCGCGCAAGCGCGCUGCUGACUGUUUGACCGGUUCGGGUAGCUCUCUCUCUCUCUCGCUCGCUGUUUCUCACUGUGUGUCUUUCUACCUGCUAGAACGCGCGAGUGCGCGGCCGCGCGUUUGUGGUGGCGGCGGGUAGCAGCGGGCGGCUUGCCCUGACGCACGCCCCGUGGCCUGACGCAAAGUGUGCUUGAGGAAACGGUGAGAGGAGAUAUAGGAUUUCUUUUUUCCUUUUUCUUUUUUCAUGUGUAUUAUUCCUAGACAGGCGGGUCAGAGCAGCAGGUGACUGAGAGCCGCGUGAGUUUCAAGGGGGAAGACGCGGACAGCUAAAAGGGAGUCCAGGUGACACUGAACCCCUUCUCCCUGCUCAGGUGGAUUCACUUUCGGUGCGCUUGUUGCUAAGUGCGCUCAACUCCAGUAUCGGGAACAGUGCUACGAGCCUUUCCGUUUUCCCUUUUUUGGGAAAGGUGCACCAUAUAAGAAAAGAACAAGAGGAGAAAAUAGAACCAGUGAGAAAAGAUGAUGCGCUUUCUUCGUCGGACCUUCGGCCGGCGGUCUAUGAGGCGGUAUAAUCCCCCGGACGAGCGGGAUGGAGCCGGAGCAGAAGGGGGUGUUGGCCCAGGGGCAGUUCAGUUCCAGCACCACCAGCAGCAGCUGCAUCAUGCGCCGACUGUUGUGAGCGGAGGAGCAGUCGUUCACAUCCCGGCGGCGGGGGGUAGGAAGGCGGUCAUUACCUGUAGGGUACUUCUCCUGGACGGGACGGACGUCAGCGUGGAUUUGCCGAAACAUGCUAAAGGCCAAGAUCUUUUCCAUCAAAUUUUGUACCAUUUGGAUCUAGUAGAAUUGGACUAUUUUGGUUUACAGUACAUGGACACAUCCCAGGUUUCCCAUUGGCUAGAUGCCACAAAGCUUAUUAAGAAGCAAAUAAAAAUUGGUCCCCCCUACACUUUACACUUCAGAAUCAAGUUCUAUUCUUCAGAACCAAAUAACCUUCAUGAAGAGUUUACAAGAUACCUAUUUGUAUUGCAACUUAGACAAGACAUUCUUUCUGGAAAAUUAAAAUGCCCAUAUGAUGUUUCUGUAGAGCUGGCUGCCUUAUGUCUACAGUCUGAGCUAGGGGACUGUGACCCUGUAGAGCAUUCUCCAGAGUUGGUUUCAGAAUUCAGGUUUACCCCAAAACAGACUGAAGCCAUGGAAAUGGACAUUUUCCAUAAAUGGAAGGAAUUCAGAGGGAAAAGCCCAGCUCAAGCAGAACUUUGUUUUCUGAAUAAAUGCAAAUGGCUGGAGAUGUAUGGUGUUGACAUGCAUGUUGUCAAGGGAAGAGAUGGUGGUGAAUAUGCCCUUGGCUUGACUCCAACAGGAAUAUUGAUUUUUGAAGGGGCCAACAAAAUAGGCCUGUUUUUUUGGCCUAAAAUCACCAGGAUGGAUUUUAAGAAAAACAAACUGACACUUGUUGUUACAGAAGAUGACGAUCAAGGCCAUGAACAGGAGCAUACAUUUGUCUUCCGGCUGGAGAGUGCUAAAGCAUGCAAGCACUUGUGGAAAUGUGCACUUGAGCAUCAUGCCUUCUUCCGGUUGCGACAGACUUCUCAUAACAAAGCAGGCAGGAAUGACUUUGUCCGUCUUGGUUCUCGCUUCAGGUUCAGCGGACGAACAGAGUAUCAGGCUACCCACAUUGGACGAUUAAGACGUACAAGCACAUUUGAAAGAAGGCCUAGCAAGCGAUAUCCAUCAAGAAGACCGUCGACAGUCAAAGGAAUUAACCCACCUAAACCCCUUCACCUAAGUGCUCAUAAUACUGCAGACCCAAGUCUUUAUUCGCCUCAUUACAAACAAAACAUUUCUUCUGGCAUUGAUCACUGGCAUGCUGCUCACCCAGUUCAUCCAGUGCAUAUGGCAUCCUCAAGCUUCCCAUUGACCACACUGCCAAUACUAAACAACAGUGACCUGCAGUUGUUCAGCAUAGAAGAGAAUGGUGGAGCACCCUACAGCAGCAAAAUGCCCAGCAGGUGUCAUCAUCAUCACCACCACUAUCACCAUCACCAUCACCAUAACAGUUAUGGUAUGGGGGUCACAGACAGCAAGGACAAUCUAUCUCCUUUUCAGAACAUAACCAAGCUCAAUUCGGGUCUCCCCUGCAGCUACGAGGAGCCAAGUACACGUCUAAAGCAAGUGGAAAUGGAUGCAAGCAAGGUGUCUGGCCCUUGGCCAUCUCUGCACAUCAAUAUUAAUAGCAAGGGAGAAGAGAAGCGUUUAUCAGAAAAGAGCCUGCAUUCCCCUACUUCACCUUCUCUUUUGCCGGAGCACCUGAAGUGCAAUAUUCUGAAGGCCCAGAUGGAUGCAGCUUUCCGAGUUGGUGCUCAGGCUGUGAAGGAGGACUUAGAAAAACCUGAGAUCAGCAGGAGUACUGGCGCUUUGGAUCAUGCAGGAAGAAGUCCAUCAUCCCCACGAGACAUGUGUUCAUCUGCAGCAGUGCCUGAAAAGAGGGAGAGCAAGCCUCCUCGUUUAAAGAAGUUGAUACGACAGUACAGCUUCAAUCACAGUGAUGAAGAUGAUCUUCCUGCUGCUCUGGCUGCCAUCACCUCUCAAUGUAAUACUGGGAAGACCACUUCUCAAACUUCUUUAGAUGCACAGAUUCAGCCUCCUAUAUCUGCUAAGAGUUCAUCUGACCUUUCUGGGAAAAUGUCGCUGGAGCCAGGUGAUCUGCUUAUGGAUUUUACUGAGGCAACACCCCUAGUAGAGAUGCCUGUCAUAGACACACGUCUGCAGUGCUGUGGACACCCAUCAUCUCCUGCUAAGCCAAUGCAGUUAACCCAUAGCUACACCAAAAGACCUCAGAUCGAUGUCAUGCCCAUCCCUCACCCAUCAGCAAGACACACCACUCUGGUGGACAGUGCGGAGGCCUUGAGACGAGAGCUUGAUCGAGAAAAGCUCAUGAAAAGACUGCUGAUGACUGAGCUGUGAAGGCUCAGCUUUGGGCAGACACCGCAAACAUGGAUUUCCUUCGUGCCUUCAGCCUGUUUACAUUCCUCAGCCUGUGUCUCAAAGAACCUGACCAGAAUAUUCGAAUCUGACCCGUCGUGUCGUGGUGUCUUUGUGUCACCAUCGGUCCUUGUGUGUGUGUGUGCAUGUAUGCUGCUCAAACUGACUGCAGUCACAUCGCCUUUUGUGUCAUUGUUUGCUUUUAACAAUGUAAGAUCCCUCUUUUUAUCUCUAUGCAUAGGCCAAAUGUUUUACUUAUUUUCACAAAAAAACUUGAAUGCAAAGAAGCCCUUUGAUUGACAUGAGCUGUCAAUUUCUGUGAAAUCUCAUAAUUACAAGGUAGUCUUGUUUUACCUUAGAGCAGGGUUUUUUUGGCUUAGGUCACCAUUUCUGCUUCUUGUUGUGCCAUGAAUUUAAGUUUUGUCUCAUUAUUUAUCAGAAUGAUUUUAGAAUAAUUGAAAAGUGUGUUAAAAUGAAUAGAAGUUGGGUGGUGGGGAGCUCCAAAGUCUCGCACUAUUUAAGCAGUCUUAUAUAUUUGUCAUUUUUUAUUCUUUUUUUUUCUUUUAGUCUAAGGAAACACCUGAAUAGAGUCUGAGAUUUUUUUCUUCUUUCUUGAUAAAUUGAGCUUUUUUCUAGUGAUUGAAAAUGUUCUAUUCAUUUUUAAGAACCUGCUUUCUGCAGCACAGAUUCGCAGAGAUCCCAAGCCUAUGUUAACCGCAACCAGUACUGAAGGGGGAUGCCAGUCCUCCAUAGGUCAUACUCACACAUAUCAAUACCAAACCAAUUUAGAAGUCACCAACAGUCAGUCUAAUGGUGAAUCUUUGAAGAGAAGAAGAAAACUAGAGUCCUCAAAAUAAGAGAAAGGGAGGGAGAAAGAAGUAAUCAGAUGAUGUGAUAUCUGUUAUGUUCUUGACGACCUUGCACCUUGGGAUCGUCUAUCAUAUCUCCUGUACCCUAUUUAGGAUUGCCAGGAGCCUUAUUUUGACCCAACAAGGCUUAAAAAUGCCUUAGAUGGUUACACUAACUUACUCACACCAGGACAAAGUCAUCAGUCGACUUAAAAAUCAUUGGACUUUGGGAAGCAUUCACAUCAGCAGAAUGUGGUAAAUCCACAUAAAUGACCGAGCACAAGAGUCACAUGACAUCAGUGUUUACAAUUGGGAUGGACUGGCCCUGCAAAGAGUCGGGAGACAAUAACUGUUGUCUCUUAUAGUAAUAUCAUUGUUGGAGGUCUGAGGACAAGCCCCGCUUCUCAAGAAAGCACGUGUGAGACACUGUUUA